GCAUCCCCCGCCCCCGCCCCCGCCCCGACCACCGGAAGCCCCCCGGGGGAUCCUCCCCGAUGGGAAGCCCCCCUACGAAAACUCCAUUGCUCCCGGCCUGCUCCUACCGCCGGGACCAGUUCCAGUGCCAUCGGAAUUCCGCUGGCCGGCGGCUCUUGCACAGGUCCUCUGGCUACCCGUCGACCUGCACUACCGCCGACGGUUCCGCCCAGUACUGCUGCCCCACCGGAACCGGAUGCUUCUCCUCUUCAUCCUUCACCUGCUAUUCCGCGAGCGGAACCGGAACGUACCCCACAACUCCGACCAACUUCGACUCGGACUGCUCCCAGGUUGUCGAGCUGACGAUCGACGAAGCGCAGGCGCUGUUCGAGAGCGGCCAGCUGACGUCACACUCGCUCGUGUCCUGCUACCUGCAGCGGAUUGCGGACUACGACAACAUCGGAACGUUCAAGGGCCUCACCGCUUAUGCCACUAACGCCGUUCUGGAGCUCAACCCGACGGCUUUGGCUGACGCCGACGCGAAGGACAUCGAGCGCGCGGCGUGCGCGCCCAACUGCAACCUCAACAAGCUGCACGGAAUUCCGGUCGCCCUCAAGGACAACGUGUGCGCGGACGGAAUGGAGUGUACCGCUGGCUCCUGGAACCUGUUUGGCUCCCACCACGCGGAAGCCUACCUCGCGACCGGAAUCAAGGCCGCGGGCGGAAUCAUCCUGUGCAAGCUGGGCCUCUCCGAGUGGGCCAACUACCGCGGCAGCUCCGUCUCCGGCUGGUCCGGCCGCGGGGGGCAGGUCUACGAUCCGUACGUCCGCUACCAGAUCAGCGGACAGAUCACGAUUGACAACCCGUACCCCGACAUUCCCUCUGCGCUUCCCGUCAACACCACUUACUUCAACCACUCCAACCCGACGAUCGUCUCCGGGAGCUCUUCCGGUUCCGGCGUUGCCGCCGCGACUAGUCUGGCGAUGGUAACCAUCGGUUCCGAGACAAGCGGAUCGAUCCUGGGCCCCAGCGGAUCGAACGGACUCGCCGGAAUCAAGCCCACCGUGGGUCUAGUCAGCCGCGCCGGCGUCGUUCCGCUGUCGGAAUCUCAGGACACAGCCGGGCCCAUGUGCCGGACUCUGACGGACGCCGUGUACCUUUUGGACACCAUCACGGGCGUCGAUCCGAACGAUGCGUACACCAACGGACAGGUCGCGCCCGUGGGCGGCUUCACACAGUUCCUCAAGACGACGGGCCUGCAAGGAAAGAAAAUUGCUUUCACCCCCUUGAACCCCAACACCACCAACCCGGUUCUUCUGGCCGCCUUCAACUCGAUCCCCGAUAUCCUCAGGGCCCAGGGCGCCACGGUGGACGUCCUUCCGUUUCCGUUCACCAUCCCCGGAACCAGCGGACUGAGCACCAGCUCCAUCCUUCCCACGGACUUCAAGGUCGACAUCAACAACUUCCUCUCGGAGCUAACCUGGAAGGCUGGCUUCACCGUCCAGAAGACGUUGGCGGACAUGAUCCAAUUCAACAAGGACAACUAUCUGCUCGAGUUCCAGGGCGGCACGUGCUGCCGCGGACAGCCCGCCUACGGCAACUUCUUCCAGCAGACCUGGGAGAACGCGCAGAACACCACCGGGUUUGACUCGGCCGCCUACAUGAGCUCCAAGCAGAACGCAUCGGCAAUUGCGGCCGCCAUCACCACCUUCCUCAACAGCAACGGCUAUGACGCGAUCACUUCCAACGGGGGGCUCAUCGGUACCUUCGCCACAGCCCAGUUCCCGAGCAUUUCCAUUCCCGGGCUCAAGACCAGUCUGGGCGCACCGAGCGGGUUCAUCUUCCACGGAUCCGCGUAUACGGAGGCAAAGCUUAUUGAGAUGGCCUAUGCAUACGAGCAGGCCAAGCCUUUCCCCCGCCCGCUCCCGACCUUUUGCAACGGCGCCAGUUGCUAG
Molecule: messenger RNA, 1934 nt
Organism: Klebsormidium nitens
Lineage: Eukaryota; Viridiplantae; Streptophyta; Klebsormidiophyceae; Klebsormidiales; Klebsormidiaceae
Source: the annotation of a GenBank genome assembly